AUGCCACCAACUAUAAACAAUCGUCUGUGGAAUCCGGCUUUUGGGAUCAGGUUCUCUACGAAAAAUGAUCAUCAUUCACCUUACCCUUUCCUAGAUAUUGCUCGCUUCGUCCAUACCUCUGCCUCUGGGUCUGGUGAUGUCGAAAAGGGAGAUAUCGAAGCUGACGAGUUCAGCGAAGGUGAAGAGUUCGAGCGUGAUGCGGUGGAAUGGUUCGAUCAACAAGAUCGGUUGGUAUUGCCUACUACUGAAACAAUCUCUAAAGGCACCCAGGUUGCAUCAGACACAGGCGGCGAUCUCGUCGAGGCCUCAAAGCAGGAGAAAGCACUGACGGAAUCCGUCACUGCACCUCUCACAUCCUUAGACUACACAAUCGACGCCAAUCUUUGGGAUACAGCCCGGAAGAGUAAGGCUGGCUCCAGCCAGUCGUUCUGGUCCUACAGAAUGUAUCGCCAAGUUCAAGAAAAUGGCGAGGAGCAGAAAGUUAAAGUCCACUACUGCACUUCAAAACAUACGAUGGAACAUGUUUGUGAAAGGUACUUUUCUAACGAGAAAGUCAUUGGCUUCGAUUUGGAGUGGUUUGUUGCGAGGGGUCCUGCCAGCUCCAACCCUCGACGAAAUGUUUCGCUCAUCCAGAUCGCUAGCCCAAGUCGUGUAGGCUUGUUCCACGUUGCACUUUUUCCCAGGGACGACUUUGUCGCCCCAACCUUCAAGAGGAUUAUGGAAGACGAAAGCGUAACAAAAGUCGGAGUGGCUAUCAAGGGUGACUGCACAAGAUUGAAGAACAACCUCGGCAUAAACAGUAAAGGGAUUUUCGAGCUGUCUCACCUCUACAAACUUGUCAAGUACUCGAAGGCUGGAGAGCUAGACCGAAUCAAUAAGGUCAUGGUGUCUUUAGCCGUGCAGACACAGGAGAUGUUAGGUCUUCCGUUGUUCAAAGGAGAUGAUGUGCGGUCCAGUAAUUGGAUGAUGCGUUUGUCAGCAGAUCAAGUUGCAUAUUCCGCAUCAGAUGCAUAUGCUGGUCUCCAGCUGUACUACGUGCUUGAGCAGGAACGCAUGAAGCUUCAGCCUACUCCUCCUCGACCAGCUUUCGUCGAGCAGAAUCUUCCUAUUCGGUUCUUGACCGCUGAUAAUGUUGACGAAAGUGAUACGACUUCAGAUUCUGGGGAACAUGAGGUUGUUACUGAUGUUGAGGUGAGACUUGAAACACCAGAAACCAGACCUACGCCAUCGAUCGCAAAGCCCACAACAAAGGCUACACCCCAACCAGAGGACAAUCCUCAUGAUACAAGGGAUCCCCGUAUCCUUGCUGCCGAAAAGCACGCUCAAAAAUACCACAGCAUAACGCGCCCCAAGUUGACACCACCAUUGUCGUCUCUUCGCACUUAUUACAUGUGGUAUAACAACCAAGAUCUUACACCAGAGGUUGUUGCUACACUCUUACGUACUCCUCCUCUUAAGACAAACACUGUUGUUUCCUAUAUUCUUGAUGCCAUCGUCUCUGGAGGGUUGCCUUAUUCCAAGGCGAGGCUUAGAACUGAGGUAUUAGUCCACCUUGCCCCCCAAUCACUAGUGAGUGCCAGGUAUCGAGCAUUAGUGGAUGCAAGUCAAGCGUCUGAAGAAGAAGAACUAUAA
Molecule: messenger RNA, 1632 nt
Organism: Fusarium proliferatum ET1
Lineage: Eukaryota; Fungi; Ascomycota; Sordariomycetes; Hypocreales; Nectriaceae
Exons: 2
Coding region: 1-1632 (543 amino acids)
Biological process (GO): nucleobase-containing compound metabolic process
Cellular component (GO): nucleus; cytoplasm
Molecular function (GO): nucleic acid binding; 3'-5' exonuclease activity
Source: RefSeq, a predicted model, not a curated record